Messenger RNA from Microplitis demolitor, 2812 nucleotides. It is a transcript of the gene ais, whose product is annotated as probable ATP-dependent RNA helicase DDX52. Lineage: Eukaryota; Metazoa; Arthropoda; Insecta; Hymenoptera; Braconidae. Gene Ontology annotation, molecular function: nucleic acid binding; RNA helicase activity; ATP binding. The coding region runs from base 894 to 2789 and encodes 631 amino acids. Gene Ontology annotation, biological process: maturation of SSU-rRNA. The record is from RefSeq and is a predicted model, not a curated record. Gene Ontology annotation, cellular component: 90S preribosome. The transcript has 8 exons.
ACUCCUUGUAGUAUUCAGGUGAAAAUUUCUUUUUUGGCUUGGUGACAUCUAUAAGAUAACAGUUUUUUGACAGAUUGAUAAGACGCCUAAAUGUUGACAAAACAAUCAGAGAUUUAUGUCACUAAAAAAUAUCUACAAAAGACUUGACACAAACGGCGGCAAAAUUUAAAUUAUAAUAAACAAUCAAGUGUCAUCUGAAUGACCUGUCAAAUGAGAUGAUUUUUUUAAGACGUCAAAGAGAAUACAAAUUUCUUGUGAGUCCUAGGACCAACAUCUGUAUGUUUUAUUUAAAUAAAAAAACUUGACUUGGAGACAAAUAAAAAUUUUCUUGUCCUUUUAAAAGACAUUUUUAUGACAUAAAGUAUCUCUGUGUAACUUGGAUAGAACAAGUGGAAAAGAAGAGGUUAUCAGUUUCAGUUUGAUUUAAAAAAAUUUAAUUUCUAACUGAUGUCAAUUUUUUCAAAUAACCGAAAGCUGUUGUGAUGCCACUAGAUAAUAAUACUUAAAUAUCUGUAGCUGAAUGUGACAAUUUUCAAUUUUCUUCGCGAAAUGUCAAAAAUAAAUAAAUUUUUUUAAUUUCAAUAUUUUCGCGCCAUAUAUUUAGCGGAGAGGGUGCCAUACUUUCAUCCUAAAAACAUUUCUGGACAUGUACUGGACCUAUUAUACCACAACUUUAACAAAAGAUUUAAGAAAGUCGACUUAAAUAAUGGGUCUACUAAAAGAUGAAAGUAUGGCACCCAGCGGAGAGUGUAUUAAUGAUGAAAGUGGCGCGCAUGUUGGUUAGUUUUUAAUGUUUAAAAUUAAAAAAAGGUUAUUACCCACGUGUUUGUGACAAUCUUUUAAGAUUUAUAAUACAUUUGAAUUAUUAAUGAUAAUUAAUAAAUUUAUUGAUAAUGGAUGCUUUUGAUUUAUUUAAAAAAUUAUCAGCUGGUACCAAAUUUGAUAAAAAACGUUUCCGUUCAGAUGUUGAAAAAUUCAAAAAUGUCUCGAAAGUGGAAAAAAAUGAAGAAAAAUUAAUAAAAACUGAACCAGUUGAAUCAGCGCCUUCAGUUAAACGAAAACAUGAUCAAGUUUCAGAUGAUGAGGAAAUUUAUCAAGUACCGAGCAACGAAUUUCAGGAAAAUAAAAAUACUCUGGUUUUAUUGAAUGGUAUGUCUGUCCCAGUCGAUGGAGUUAAAGUUAAAAAGAAUAAGAAACAAAAAGUGUCGACUGAAGAACAAAAAAUUAGAUUAGAAAAAGAAAGGAUAAAUCAUUUUAGAAAUAAAAAUCGUAUAUCUGUAAUUGGUAGACAUGUUCCAAAGCCAAUAGAGUCUUUUGAUGAGCUUGGAGUAGCCUACAAUAUUCCUGAAGAUCUUCUAAAAAAUAUAAAGGAAUGCAAUUACUCUUCUCCGACGCCGAUUCAAAUGCAAGCAUUACCAAUAAUGCUAGAGAAAAGACAAUUAUUAGCGUGCGCUCCAACUGGUUCUGGUAAAACAGCUGCGUUCUUACUACCGAUAAUCCAUCAUCUGAAAGGCCCAGCAAAAAAAGGUUUCCGAGCUGUAAUUUUGAAUCCAACGAGAGAAUUAGCAAAACAAACAUAUAGAGAAUGUAUGCGAUUAAGUGAAGGUCGAGGUUUCCGAAUCCACAUUAUCAGUAAAUUGGAGCAAGCGUUAGAUAAAUAUGGACCUAAAAGUUCGCAAAAAUUUGACAUUCUCAUCACGACACCUAAGAGAUUAUUGUGUUUAAUAAAUCACGAACCACCAGCGAUUUCUUUAAAUAAUGUCGAGUGGUUGGUCAUCGAUGAAGCAGACAAGUUAUUUGAAGCUGGGACUCGUGGUUUCCGGAGUCAAUUGAAACAGAUAUCAUCAGCUUGCAGCAAUGAAAAACUCCGUACUGCCAUGUUUAGUGCAACUAACACACCAAUUGUUAAUAAAUGGUGUAACCGUAACUUGAAAGGUUUUAUUGGUGUCACUAUUGGACACAGGAAUGCGGCAACUGAUCUUGUAGAUCAAGAACUUCUGUUUGUUGGAAGUGAGAGAGGAAAACUCGUUGCAUUCAGAAAUAUUAUUAGCAAAGGAAUGGCUCCGCCUGUCCUAGUCUUUGUUCAGAGUAAAGAGAGAGCCCAAGAAUUGUUCAGUGAACUCAUUUAUGAUGGAAUUAACGUCGAUGUUAUUCAUGCAGACAGAACACAAACACAAAGGGACAAUGUUGUGAGAUGCUUUAGAGAAGGAAAAAUAUGGGUACUUAUUUGUACCGAGCUUAUGAGUCGUGGUAUUGAUUUCAAAGGAGUCAAUCUUGUUAUCAAUUACGACUUUCCGCCGUCAGCUAUUUCUUAUGUUCAUCGAAUCGGUAGAACAGGACGUGCGGGACAUAAAGGAAAAGCUAUUACAUUUUUUACUGAGUCAGAUACUACUAAUUUACGAAGUAUUGCAGUAGUUAUGCGUGCAUCUGGAUGUGAAGUUCCAGAUUAUAUGUUCAGUAUGAAAAAACACGACAAACGUGAGAGGAAAAAAUUAGAACGCGUGGCGCCAAAACGCGAUUCUAUAUCAACAUCACUUAAGAAACCGAAAAAACAAAAAAAAAUUACAAGUGAACAAACUCAAAAACCAUCUGAUUCAAAAAAGUUACAAAAAACUAAUGAGACUGAUACAAGUAAUAAAGAGAUAAUUAAUAAAAAACAAAGCGCAGUUAACGGUAAGGAUAAAAAUAAGUUUUCAAAAACUUUAAAGAAAAAAAAAGUAAUAAGUUCACAAAAAAUAAAUUGUGAAACUUCGCCGAAGAAAUUGAAGAAAAAACAAAAAUCUGUUUGAGAAAUAUAGUAAUUAUAAUUUAA